Cinclus cinclus is the source of this 669-nucleotide messenger RNA. It is a transcript of the gene TM4SF1, whose product is annotated as transmembrane 4 L six family member 1. The transcript is spliced from 5 exons. Lineage: Eukaryota; Metazoa; Chordata; Aves; Passeriformes; Cinclidae. Gene Ontology annotation, cellular component: membrane. The record is from RefSeq and is a predicted model, not a curated record. The coding region runs from base 1 to 669 and encodes 222 amino acids.
AUGUGUUUUGGAAGGUGUGAUAGAUGUGUUGGUUAUAAGUUGCUCAUCCUUGCCCUCCUCUGCAUCGUGGCCAACACUUUACUUUAUUUUCCCAAUGGUGAAACAAGAUUUGCUUCAGAGCAUCACCUCAGCAAAUACGUGGAGUGCCUUCAUGGCAUUCUAGGUGGAGGCUUUCUGGUGCUCAUUCCAGCUGCAGUGUUCAUUGGGCUUCACAGUGACGACUGCUGCGGGUGCUUUGGCCAUGAGGGCUGUGGAAAGAGCUGUGCCGUGCUGUCCUCAGUUCUGGCAGCCUUUGUUGGGAUGCUUGGCUCUGGAUACUGUAUAACCAUUUCAGCCCUGGGCUUAUCUCAAGGACCAUAUUGUUUUAGCUACCUAGAGAGAAACUGGAUGUAUCCUUUCACUGACUCCUCUGGAGGGUAUUUGUUUGAGUAUAACAAGUGGUCUGAAUGUCAGGAGCCUCUAAACAUCGUGCAGUGGAACAUCACCCUCUUUUCCAUCCUCCUCGUUUUGGGAGGAAUAGAAUUCAUUCUGUGCUUCAUGCAGAUAAUCAAUGGCAUUCUUGGAGGACUGUGUGGGUUGUGCUGCAGUCAUGAGGAGCUGGCAGAGAAGUCCCUCACGCAGAGUAAACAUGACCUUUCAGUAACAGGCUUGGAAUCAACUCAUGAAUAA